ACAUAUGGAAUGUCAAUUAAACACAUCUAUAUCUACUGGAAACUGCAAUACCAUUUUCGUUCAUGGAUUUGUAGUUAAAAACACAGCGGUGCAAUGUCUUGAACUAGAGCGAAACUGCUUGCUUUCCUUUCGUCUCUAGAGCGCCGACAUUUUGAAAACCCUGAUGACAUCACAAAGCACGUUCCGUGCGUCCUACGCCGUUGAGCUGCUGCCGCUGAGUGUUAACUGCAGAGGAGACAAAGCGACGAACUAAUUGACUCUUCGUUCAAUUAAUUAUUUUUUAAUUUAACUGUUUGGGUACCGAAUUAGACUGUAACAGAGUUCUGGACAUUAUGGUUAUAAAGAUGAACAUAACACAUCCUGAGCAAAAGGAAGCAUGAUGGUGCCACAAACAUUACUGUGAUUGGAACAGUAAAACUCACGUGGACUUGUGUAGAAGAUUAAGUGAUGGACCUCACUUUUUAUAAUAUCCUAAUCUAUUAAAAAAAGACGCAUGCUUCCAAGUCACAAAAUAAGUUCUUAACAGACCUUUUUUUUUUUUUUUUUUUUUAAAAAAACAAGGACAUUUUCCUAAAAUGGAUAGUGAGGAGAAUUUGUCUCAUAACAGUGAGGAUACAAAUUCAAAACAUGAUGACUUUACAGAAGAUAAUGGAGAGCCAGAAAAUACAAAGGGAAGUGGUAAUGUUAAGGAGGAACCUGACAAUUCUGAAUAUGAAACUAUGCUUACCGGUUACACUAAUACUCUUUGUGAUGCAGCAGUUUAUGCAAAGUCUGUUGCAAUUUCUCUAGGGGCAUUGGCUAAGGAAUCGUGCUCCUUGACCUCUCCUGAAAGGCUGUCUGAAAUGCCUCCUGAGCUGGCUUCUGGACAAUCAUCAGUGGACACACAAACAGCAAUAUUGCCUUCUCCAGAAGGGGUGUUUGAGAAAGACAUUAAGACUUUAACCUCACCUUCAGAUGUAAAAACCAAGGGUCCAAUUUUGAAUGAUGACCAGGGUUCAGUUUUACAACAAAAUAAAAAAACUAUGAAGAGAAAAGCUGAAAAGAUGACUGACAGGACAUCAGAAAAAAUCAACAAAAGCAAAAAUAUUAAAGAGGAGCCAGAAAAUUGCAUAAAUGACAGUAGCGAGGAAAAGAACGAGACCUUUGUUGGUUCACCAGGCAGAUAUGUUGCUAGAGAAAAUGAUGACUAUGGAAAUUUACUUACAGGGUACACUAGUACGCUUUAUGAUGUAGCAAUGGAUGCUGUUACACAAAGUCUUCUCUCAUCAAUGAGAAAUAACGUUAACCCAAGGAAAAAGUCACCUGCUUGGAAUCAUUUUUUAAUAUCUCCAAGGGAUAAUACCAAAGCAAUCUGUAUGUACUGCAUGAAAGAGUUUAGUAGGGGUAAGAAUGAAAAAGACUUGAGCACAAGUUGUCUAAUGAGGCAUGUGCGGAGGGCUCAUCCUACGGUACUUUUACAGGACAAUGAAUGCUCUUCAAAUUCCAUUCUUAAUUCGGUUGCUACCUCUGUAUUGCCUCCCAUAAAUCCAUCCAGUAAUGGGGAACUGACAUCUCAAAAGAAUACUUCCAUGGUAUGUUCACCAGGUGAGACGGAAGAGACUCCAUCUAAGGAGGUAUUUCCAAUGACCCCAACAUCAGACAAGUGUGUCAAAGAUGAGACCUGCAUGGCUUCUUCCCCACAUUCCAGUAAUAACCAUAAUGAAGAUGCAAUGGAGAAUCUGUCUGUCAUGAUUACUACAAAAAAUUCAAACUCAAGAAGAAGAUCUGCUGUUUGGAAACAUUUUUAUCUAUCUCCUGUAGACAGUUCGAAAGCAGUGUGUAUACAUUGUAUGAAUGAAUUCAGCCGCGGGAAGAACGGAAAAGAUCUGGGAACAAGCUGUCUUAUAAGACACAUGUGGAGAGCCCACCGUGACAUUGUGAUAGAAGAGAAUGGAAAUGGUUCAAGUAUUCCACCUCAUUAUUCAACACCCCCCACUUUGUUACCAACGUUCCAGCUUCCAGACACAGGGGAUUCAAAAUUCAAAAAAGAUUCCAAUUUCAUAACCUCUUCUCCUGAAGGGAUGACUGAUGAGGUGCCACAGAAUAUCAAUGAAAGCAUGGACAUUAAAGAGGAGCCUGAUGAUGCACUUUAUCACCUGUCUACUGAUCAUGCAUUAAUAGACACACCAGUAACAGCAUUGUCUUUUCCUGAAGGGGUUAGUGAGAAAGACAUUUUGCUUACCUCAUCACCUGAUGAUCUGUCUGAGGGUCCAAGUUUAAAUAAAGACCAGAGUUCAGUGUUCCAACAAAAUAAGAAAAUUAUGAAGAGAGUGAAAUCAGAAGUGUGGCAUCAUUUUAUUGUGUCUCCAGUUGAUCAUCUUAAAGCUUUAUGUAGAUACUGCCCCUGUGUCAUUAGCAGAGGAAAAAGAGGAGAUUUUGGCACAAGCUGUUUGAUGAGGCAUCUGAUGAGGCGUCAUCCUAAUGUUCUCAAGAACCAAAAAGGCACAUUUGAGAAUAUUCCUUCAUCUCCUCGAUCACCCUAUGCUACAUUAGCUGCUGCAGAAGCGCUGUCAUCUAAAAUCACUGAAAACUCCUCCAUGGCUGAGGAAAAGCCACACAUACUACCUGUUACUAGUAAAAAGACAUCUAAAUUGUGGAAUCAUUUCUCUAUUUGUACUACAGAUCCAACAAAUGUUGUGUGUUUGCACUGUAGUCGCACAAUAAGCAGAGGAAAAAAGACUACAAACCUUGGGACAAGUUGCUUGUUCCGGCACAUGCAGAGAUUUCAUGGAAAUGUUCUUGAAAACAAGGGCAAUGUCUCAAGAGUUCUGGUAUCUUCCUCAGCAGGCAGCCAUGUUGGAUCAGAUUCAAUGGAAACUACUACUGCUACUACAUCUGAAGACAGCAAUGAAAGAUACAAUGAACACCAUCCAGUUGCCAAAAAAAUUACGAAACUUGUUGCUGAAAUGCUUGCAUUGGACCUUCAACCAUCAUCACUUGUGGAAAAUGAUGGAUUUAACAGAUUACUGGAAUACCUUCAACCACAGUAUUCCAUACCUUCAUCAACCUAUUUCUCCAGCACAGCCAUUCCUGAAAUGUAUGAGAAUGUGAAGGAAGUAAUUGUUUCACAUCUUAAGGAGGCUGAAGGUGGCAUUGUUCAUUUCACAGCUGGAAUUUGGGUUAGCAACCAGACACGUGAGUACUUGACUCUUACUGCUCACUGGGCAACCUUUGAAUCAUCUUUUAGACCUCCAGGGCAAGAUUUCCACUGUUCCGCUCUUCUGAAUGUUUCUCAAAUUGACUGUGACUACAACCUCACGGACAUUAAAAAACAGCUAGAAUACUUGUGGGACACUUGGAUUAUUUCCUCUGGUCUGAAAAUUGGCUUCACUGUAACGGAUAAUCAGAGUAUUGCAAAUAUCCUUGAUGACAAUGAACAAGGAAGCAUGCAGUGUUUCGGACACACUAUUGAUCUCAUUGUAAGUGAAGCCAUAAAGAGUCAGAGAAUGGUUCAAAAUCUACUCAGCAUUGCAAGAAAAAUUUGUGAGCGUGUUCACCGUUCAGCUAAGGCAAAAGAGAAAUUGGCAGAGCUGCAAAAAGCGCACGACUUGCCUGAAAAUCAGCUAGUCCAAGAUAUCCCUUCCAAGUGGAAUACAUCUUUUUACAUGCUUGAACGUUUAGUUGAACAGAAGAAAGCAAUCGAUGAGUUGUCUAUAGAGUGCAACUUCAGGGAACUGAUCAGUUGUGAUCAGUGGGAAGUGAUGCAGUCUGUGUGCCAUGCUUUAAAACCAUUUGAGGUUGUCUGCAGGGAGAUGAGCACCCGAACAGCUACACUUGGACAAGUUAUUCCAUUGAUUCACAUUCUAAACAGAAAGAUAGAUAUGUUGUUUGAUGAAACCAUGGGUAUAGACAACAUGCUAAAAUCUUUGAAAGAUGGCAUGGUGAGCCGAAUGUCCUCUUUACUUCACGACCUGAGGUACAUCUGGGCUACUAUGUUGGACCCCCGUUAUAAGACCUCAUUAUUUACAGAGGAAGAAGCAGAACAGUAUAAACAGGACCUGGUCAAAGAACUAGAUUUAUUGUAUUCUACCUCAGGAGAGAGAAAGCCUAUUGUUUCCAAUGGUUGUAGCGAAGUUUCUGCUCCAUCUAACAGUGUUUCCAGUAGCAAGGACAAUCUGUGGGCCCUAAUGGAUGAUAUCAGGAAUAAAAUAAGAGAGGAAAGACCAAAGUCUUCAGAACUGACUGUACUUGAGUACUUGGAGGAAGAAAUAGUGGAUCAAAGCUGUGAUCCUCUUGAUUACUGGAACCUGAAGAAGUUCCUAUGGCCAGACCUUGCCAAAAUAGCUAUUAGAUAUGUCGGAUGCCCCCCAAGCAUCAUUCCAGCAGAGACACUAUUCAGUACAGCUAGCAAGAGCUGUAGCCUGAAUCAAACAAGGUCAAUGCUAGAGAAUAUAGAAAGACGGAUCUUUUUAAAAGUAAACCUUCCCCUAAUAUAUUUUCAGUAUUGAAGAAUGCCUGAACUACUGUUUGAUGGAGUGGGAGUUUUGCUAUAGGAGUAUGUACUGUACAUUUUGUUUUGCUUUUUGUACAGUUUUCCUUUUUUUUUUUUUUUUUUUUUUUU
This is a messenger RNA of Polyodon spathula (Mississippi paddlefish), 4600 nucleotides long. RefSeq names its product zinc finger BED domain-containing protein 4-like. Gene Ontology annotation, molecular function: protein dimerization activity; DNA binding. The record is from RefSeq and is a predicted model, not a curated record. The transcript is spliced from 2 exons. The coding region runs from base 576 to 4487 and encodes 1303 amino acids. Lineage: Eukaryota; Metazoa; Chordata; Actinopteri; Acipenseriformes; Polyodontidae.